Molecule: messenger RNA, 1748 nt
Organism: Eriocheir sinensis (Chinese mitten crab)
Lineage: Eukaryota; Metazoa; Arthropoda; Malacostraca; Decapoda; Varunidae
Exons: 6
Coding region: 727-1587 (286 amino acids)
Source: RefSeq, a predicted model, not a curated record
UCCCUGCCCAUAAUGAAGUGGGAAGCAGAAGCUCGUUGAUUACAGAUGAUAAAGCCACUAUCCCACACAGUGAAGGUCUGGUAAAGAAUAAUGGACAGAAGAAUAUGAGAAGCAUCAAUAGGAUGGGAGGCUUGGCUUUAUGACGGGAGCUGCAGUGUUUGCGCUCAGACAGAUCACGGAAAAGCGCUGACUGAGGCAGAAGGGAGUGAAUAUAGUUUCAAUAAGACAUCGAGUGUACGACAGUGCCACGUGGCGUUGUGCGGUGUGCCUUAGCUGCAGUGUUCCUCAGUCAUGUUGCUUGUUUUUUUUUUUUUACGUUCUGUCUAUAGCACCGGUAGGCUUUCUUGGCCCGAUGGUCGGCCCCAGUCUGUUAUGGCGCAGGCAAAUGUUUAUAGAGGUGCCAUCUUACUUGGCUUAUGCUGCUCCUGGAGCUCAUCUUAAAGCCUCUUUUUAGAAAGAGAAUCUAGAGUCCGGGUUGACAGGUGGUCUUCAGGACAACAUGUGGGUAGUCUUGGGACUCUUGGCCCACUCGGCGGUAACUGAAAAAUCCCAGCUUGUGGCGCCGGGCGGGACGCGAACCCGGGUCCUCCUAGACGCCGCGCCCACAUGUAGUCAGCCAAGGACCGUCCACCUAUCAUUCUAUCUCUACAUAAUUACAUAAGUAUAUCUAUCUAUUUCUGCAGUUUGCCGUUGAGUGUGCCUUUAUCACAUUACCCUACAGUCACCAUGCUCGCCCGUCAGACACCGAUUAUUUUCCUCAUCCUCGUGGCCGUCAUCGCCAUCUACAGUGUCUCCAGGUAUUCACUUGAUGAGAAGUUUGCUUCCGUGCUUGUGGCGAGAUGCAUCGACACCAGCAGCAGCAGGAGCGCCUCGCCCCCGGCCCCCGGAGCAUCAAGGGACGGGGCCUUCUACCGGGAGGCAGACAUCGCCACGUGGAACGAGGACUGGGGGGAGAAGAAGUGUGCGCUGCGGGAGAUGACCAACCUCAGCCAGCUUUUCGACUACAUCCAAACGCCGCUGGUCCGCUGCGACACACAGCUGAUGCUGGGAGGCCGUUUGCUAGGCAAGAGUCGCUACACCGACGGCGAUAAAUGGGUUUGUGUGGACAAGAAAUUCAAAGUGAUUCCCUUGAAAUGUCUGGUCUUUUCCUUCGGCAUUGGGGGAGACUGGUCAUUCGAGGACGAAGUCGAUAGGAAGCUGGGCUGCACGGUGUUUGCCUUCGACCCAACCAUCAAAAAGGAGAAUCACAACCGCACCGCCAGAAUCAGCUUCUUCAACCUGGGCAUCGACGGGGUCACCAACACCUACCCGCAGGCCAAGAAGAAGGUGGACCGCUACGCCAACAUCCUCGCGGGGCUCGGCCACCUCAACAGCAUCAUUGACAUCCUCAAGAUUGACGUGGAGGGAUCCGAGGUCGCUUUCUUUGGGGAUGUUUUUGGGAAGACUCCCAACCUGCUGAAGAACGUCAAGAUGAUAGCGAUGGAGAUUCACAUGGACUCCAAUCUUAGAGGUAGUGUUCCUGUGUGGGAAGGGCCGCCCUCCUCUGCCAGACGGAGGCUACAGAUUGCUGCGUCUUUUACUGGCUGAUCUCAAGUUGUUUCUCCUCUUACUCGUCAUUCGACUGAUAAAUUCCUGAAGACAAUGUGACGUCUUUUUUUUCUCUAAUUCAGUUGGACUGACUAGAACGUCAAACUGUAGGCUUUACAUUUUUUUUUAACUCGUAAUGGAUAUUCAAGAUCAUAUAUAUU